This is a messenger RNA of Aedes aegypti (yellow fever mosquito), 3734 nucleotides long. It is a transcript of the gene Oatp26F, whose product is annotated as solute carrier organic anion transporter family member 4A1. NCBI's taxonomy places the organism in Eukaryota, Metazoa, Arthropoda, Insecta, Diptera, Culicidae. Gene Ontology annotation, molecular function: protein binding. Gene Ontology annotation, biological process: transmembrane transport; sodium-independent organic anion transport. The transcript has 9 exons. The coding region runs from base 840 to 3107 and encodes 755 amino acids. The record is from RefSeq and is a predicted model, not a curated record. Gene Ontology annotation, cellular component: membrane.
CCUCCUCCAGCAGCAGAGACUACAUCCAUCCCGGUGCGCAAUAUUUCCGAUUAGUUUCCGUUGGGAAGCGCUCGCGGUAACAUCUCGCGCGCGUUCUGUCUGAACGUUAGGCAAGUCAGCCAGUCAGUCAGGUGUGGGGUUCACUUGGAUCUACUUAGGCACAGUUUAGUUGGGCUGGAUUGAAGAAUAACAAAGUCUUCGAAAGUAUGCCUACAAUUGUCGAGCCAGAAGCGGUCCAAUGAUUCGUACGGUCGGUGGUCGGUGUUGAAGUGCAGUAGAGGUGGUCGAACUGAAAUUGAAUCGAUAACCAUUAUUAUUCGAAGUGCACAAAAUCUAUGCUGCUGUGCUGUGGUGUUUUCAUUGUAUUAUGACUACGAAGGACUUUGCAUAAUUUUACGUAAACUUCACAGCAUUGGACCACUGCACUGACUGCGAACCGCGAUGUGACAGCGAAGGUACUUUGCGAAAAGUGAUAAUUUAAAUGAGACACACCAGCGACGGGCAAGGUGAUUUAUAAGCCGAAGACUGCAUAAACUGGCCGGUUGCUUCUGCUAGCCCAUUUAUCGGAGGAUUAACGAACAACUUCGACGCGUUUGGGGGCCAGGACCAAUCGAACGUUUGUGUGGUGGCAAGUGCAGAAUUAUGAAGUUUCGCAUUCCGUAUAGUGAGGUGAUGGUCGAUGGAUCGAAGUACUGAGAGAAGAUAGUCUGUAGACGCGCCAAAAUUUUUGGUUCGAACUGUGGUACGUUUUUGGGGGUGUAAUACCGACCGGUUGGCAUACUAAUUGACCGCGAAUCGUAGUUGUGCGUAAUCGCACGUAAACAAUCCAACACGCCACCAUGUCGUCAACAAGUUUGGACGGAAUCAUUGGGGGAAACCGUGAUCGGGAUGGUUCAUCGCUGGAAACGACACCGACCACGACUACGGUUACUACGGUGGCCUUGACAGAGUCCACGUCCAAGACCGGUAGCAACAACAGUACGGAUGGCACCAGUUGGGCAACGAAUAAGUUGAAUGUCUGCGUUGAAGAUGGGAUUGUUGGUAAGGAGAAAAGUGCCGGUGAAGGUGUUCAGCAAUCGGACAGUCACCACUGUGGGUGGUUCGGGAUGCGACCACGGUGGAUUCAACGGUUCCUGACGCCCAAAUGGGCACUGUUUUGGCUGUGUUGGGCUGGAGCGGUACAAGGACUGGUCGUCAAUGGUUUCAUCAACGUGGUCAUCACCACGAUCGAGCGACGGUUCGGACUAAGAUCGACGCAGACCGGUCUGGUGGCCAGUGGCUACGACAUCGCCUCGUUCCUGUGCCUGGUACCGGUGUCCUACUUUGGUGGCCGGCUGGGAGCGUCCAAACCCCGCUGGAUCGGAUGGGGCGUCGCGGUGAUGGGUCUCGGAGCGUUUGUUUUUGCGCUGCCACACUUUCUGGUGGGACAAUACCGGGCAACCAACUCGGAGCAGAAUGUUUGUCUCGCCGGGGGAGACAGUCUGUUCAAUGAUACCGCUGCUGCUGCUGCCGCCCGUUUACAGGGGGAGAGCUGCACGCUGGCCAACGGUUCCCUGGCACCGGACGGCACUGAGAAUCUGUCGUGGAAUGUUUGGUUUUUCUUCACCGCUCAGCUCCUGUUGGGUGCCGGUGCAUCUCCAUUGUACACACUCGGAGUCACCUACAUCGACGAGAACGUCUCCAAGAAGAUGUCUUCGGUUUAUUUAGGCAUCUACUACACGAUGGCCGUCGUUGGUCCAGCUGCCGGUUACGUUAUUGGUGGCCAACUGCUGCUCUUCUACACCGACAUGUUCGUGGUGGAUUCCUCAACCUUGGGACUAACGCCACACAGCAAGGUGUGGGUCGGUGCCUGGUGGAUUGGGUUCGUUUUUAUGGCUGCCUUCUGUCUGCUGCUGGCGAUACCGAUACUGGCCUACCCCCGAGCCUUGCCCGGUUCGGAAAAGUUGGAAAAAGUCUCCGAAGCGCACCGGGGUGACACCGACAAACAGAAGCAACCGUUUACCAAAAUCAAGGAAAUCCCCAAAGCGCUUGCGGUGCUGCUCAAGAAUCCCACGUUCUUCUUUUUGAAUCUGGCCGGCGCUUCCGAGGGACUGGUGAUAUCGGGAUUUGCGGUGUUUCUGCCGAAGCUGAUCGAAAAUCAGUUUAGUGUGACGGCGGUGUGGUCGGCGCUGCUAAUGGGUAUCAUCACAGUGCCUGCCGGAGGAGGAGGAACCUUUCUCGGUGGCUACCUCGUCAAGAAGCUAAACUUGUCCUGUUCCGGCAUCAUCCGAUUUUGUCUAUUUGCAACCGUCUUCGCUGCCCUCUUCACCAUCUGCUUCUUCCUGUCCUGUCCGAAUCUCACCUUUGCCGGUGUAACGGCUCCGUACUUUCCGCGGAAAAACCUUCGCACACCGGACGCUCGCGCAACGGAAAUAUUUUUCCUGCCAAAAACGCUGGACAACGCAUGCAACAGCAAAUGCACAUGCAGUAAGAUGAACUAUGAACCUAUUUGUGGUGCCGACGGGGUAAUGUACUAUUCCCCUUGCCAUGCGGGAUGUGCCGAAGAGGUGAACCUGGAGAACGCAAAAGUUUAUAAGGAUUGUGCCUGUAUUAACGCCACCUUCGGGUCGAAUGAACCAUACCGAAGCUACGACGCAGUGAACACCAUGUGCGAAUCUCAAUGCAACCACCUGUGGAUAUUCGUGGCACUGUGCUUCCUGGUCAUGUUCUUCACCUUUCUGGCCACGAUGCCGGCCCUCUCGGCCACCCUUCGCUGCGUUCAUGACGAUCAGCGUUCGUUCGCGUUGGGCAUCCAGUGGAUUAAGGUUCGGAUACUGGGCACGAUUCCGGCACCGAUGAUUUUCGGACGACUGAUUGAUGAAACGUGUAUCUUGUGGCAGGAAUCGUGCGAUGAUCAGGGGGCCUGUCUGGUGUACGAUAAUGCGUUUAUGAGCAAAUACAUGCUCCUACUGGCGCUGGUAGGGAAAGCCUGUUCCAUUCUGUUCUUUUUCGGUGCGUGGUUCUACUACAUUCCUCCGAAGGCGAUGGCGAACGGUGACGAGGACUUCGGAAACGAUAAGAAGCAACAGGUUAACGGUGAUGCUGCGCACCACGUGGAUAAAUACUAAUCGACCAAAAUGAACUAAUGAUGCUUUUGCUCUCAUCUCCCCUCAAAAACACGGAAGGGGAAACGAUUUUUUGAAAAUAAUUAGCCAAAAACUUUGAGAUCCUCCUCAUGCUCAAAUACCAUUCAUUCCAAACACUCAUUAGCCAUUAGGGAAAUAACUAUUUCUUGUAACGAUUUUACGGUUUUACACUAAACUUACGAUAAAACAUAACGAACAAGCCAUAAUGUAUCGUGUACGUCUUAUAAGGACAAACAGUAGUAAGUAUUAAAAAGUUAGAAUAACAAGAAACUUCUUUGGAAUAGGUUGGUAAUUGUUAAUAUUAUUGUUUUUAUGAUUAUAAUAUUUUGUCGUGUUGUUCAUAAUAGACUGAGGGUUCGGAUUAAUUUAUUGUGUUACUUUGAAAUCUUAAGAUUAAAUACUGUGUGGAUGCAUUUAAUGUUGUAAAAUUCAGUAGGCCUAUUUUCGCACUAAAUAUCGAAAACACUUUUGCAACACCUUCAAUCUUUUUGUAGAACUUUAAAUUUGACGGCCAUCGUUUGUGUACCUAUAAUAUGCCAAAUAUGUGUACUCUCAGCGAAAUAAAAGAAACAAUAAAAAUCGAUGUCAGUAGAGUUACCAGUGAUUGUA